Aspergillus candidus is the source of this 2346-nucleotide messenger RNA. RefSeq lists its product as uncharacterized. The record is from RefSeq and is a predicted model, not a curated record. The transcript has a single exon. Bases 249 to 2039 code for a protein of 596 amino acids. NCBI's taxonomy places the organism in Eukaryota, Fungi, Ascomycota, Eurotiomycetes, Eurotiales, Aspergillaceae.
CGAGGGCGCGACGCUCGGGGAACCCGGAGCCCUCGACAGGGACGUCCGCCCGCCCCCAGCCGUCCGCUCACCAGACGGCCCCGAGAGCGUCGGAUCUGGCGAGCAGCUCGGAGGGCCCCGUGGCCAGCCUGUCGAUCGAGCAGUUCCGCGAACAGGUUGGAUGGCCGUCGGGCGGUGGGGCGGGUCUGCCCGAGCCCGGUGACAGCCGCCGGUCCUCGGGGAUAUCCACCGCGUCCACCGUCGAGGUCAUGAUCAUCGACCCGCCCCCCGCCCGGCACAGUCUGCGGCACAGCGAGAAGAGGUCCUCGUUGCGCUCGACGAGCUCGCCCGUCACCAAGUCCGAACGCGCAUCCACGUCCUCCCAUUCGGAUGCGCAUCAUCACCGCUUGGUGCGUAAGAUCGGACGGAUCUCGGACAGUGAUCGGCGCAGCAUUGCGUCCGAAAUCUCCGCCUCGGAGAUGUCGACGUUCAGCGGGGUCGCCUCGCCCCAGGUGGAGGUCGUCCCCGUCGUGGUGAUCCCCGAGCGACGCUCGUCCCUCAAAUCGUCCGCGCAGUCGUCCGCCCCGAGCAGCAGGGAUCCGUCCAAAGUGGAUUCGUCUCGUCGCUCGCGUCGACGGUCCGGGAGCCGAACCGAGUCUCUCGAUCAGUCCCGGUCCCGACGGCGGACCCGAUCCCCUUCGAGCGCCCGCUCCACGCAGAGCGCGUUCGGGCACCCCGUCGUCCCGCCCCGGAGCUCCUCGCUGUCGGCGCCCACGAGCCGCAACAACUCCCGCUCCACGUCUCUCACCUCGGAGAGCCUGCGUCACCACACCCUCGCCAUGGACGCCGUACCGAGCCAGCCCCAAAAGUCCCAGAAGCUCGCGGGGCGAGAGUUUCCAUCCACCGACGUCCCGCGGACGCAGUCCAUCCUGAUCGGCGUGGAAGACAUGGCGCAUCUCCAUUCGCCCGCAGUGACGGCGACGCACCCCUCGUUCCCGUCGCUGUCCCCGGGGCCGAUCGAGAUCAACGAGGCCAUCACCGUGGCGUUCUUCCCGCACAACAACGAGUCGAUCUUACUGGUCGACCCACAGGUGCGCGAGCAGGCGGAGCGCCAAGCGUCACAGCUCUAUCAGGAGACCACCGAGCCACGGACGCCCGAGAUGCAAAUGCAAUGCAACGCGGAAUCACCCUUGGUCAACCCCCGCUCGCCGCCUGAGCCUCCAGCCUGCAAGGUCAUCCCGCCGACCGUCAACAGCGCGACGGACCUGACCCCCGCCACGACGAACCACAGCCGCGCACCGACCAUCCUCGGCCCCGCAGGGCCGCACCUUAGCCCCGCAGCGACAAACCUCACCCCGACGGCGACGAACCUCAGCCGCACAGCAACGAACGACACCAACCCGGGUCCCUUCCGCCGCGUGGCAUCAGCACGGCGUCCACGGAUCCGACCAGGCUCAGAGUCCUUCCACUCCUUCAUACGCUCGCUCUCCCUGCGCUCAGCGGAGAACCGCAAAGCGGGACAGGAAAUCGACCACAGCCUGCACCCAUUCUGGCGGCCCCGGCGCUUCUGGCCCGAAUCGUCCGAACCAGAAGACGACUCCCCGCGCGAAGAGAGCAUGCGCUUCCGCGACACCGACCCAGACAACGUCAUCAGCAACUCGCUCGGCAUGCCACAACAGCGCGUGGCCUUCAACGGACCCCCGCCGCCACUGUCCCCGCACCGUCCCGCCCCGCGGCCCUCUGACAUCACAAUUCCCUACAGCGCUGCCACCAACCGGCACACCGUCGAGACAAGCGUCUUCAGCCCCGAAGCCUUCCGCUCGCAAACAUCCUUCCACCAAGACCGCUUCCGCUCCGUAUCCUGGUGGCGCCUGCGCCUCCGUCUAGGCAACGUGCGCAACCUCCGCAAACGCCUCCGCCGGACAUUCCAGAAACGCGCCGAGGGGAAGCGCGAGGCGCGCCGCGAAAAGCUCAAGCAGAGUAUCGGCGAGAUGAAACCGCUUGGCUCGAGUACGAGGGGGAUUGCGCAGUGGUGGCAUGGAUUGCCUGAUAAUUCAUGAUGUGACCAGAUUGAUGCGUACACGGUUGAUUGAUUGAUUCUUUUUUCUGCGAUUUGAUUUCUUUGCAUUUUCGCUUUUGUUCCAAAUUUUAUGUCGUUAUGAGUUACGAGUCAUGACUUGAUGAGAUGAGAUGAGAUAUACCUGCUUGCUUUCUUGUUUUUGUCUUUAUACCGUUCAUUGAAUUUGGCUUUGAUAUUGUUGAUUCAGGAUGAUCGAUCCCAACUUGAUCCAGUCAAUUGAUCUAUCUUCAUGUUUUAUGCCUUGAGUGUAUCAUAUCACGAGUUAUGCAUUCAGUUCUAUCUACCUA